Molecule: messenger RNA, 3825 nt
Organism: Iphiclides podalirius (scarce swallowtail)
Lineage: Eukaryota; Metazoa; Arthropoda; Insecta; Lepidoptera; Papilionidae
Source: the annotation of a GenBank genome assembly
AUGCAUAUUCGCAACAGGACCCCAAUCACAUUGUCACAGGCUUUCGCUCAAGCCGCUCGCCCGGCGCGCAUCACAACUAAUACUCCGUUAAACUCCGCAAAGAAACAAGAGUGUAUACAAAUAAAGAAAAUGAACUAUAAAAUAUUGCUAACGUUCCUGUUAAUUACAAAAUCUACGGGAGGCUAUGAAGAAGCUUACGUAAAGGCUGUUGACGACGAUUAUGAUUCUAUUAAUAUUGAAACAGGAGGCCUAGGGGAUGAUGGGGAAUCCCCUCUUCGGAACAACUAUAGUAGAGGACAUGGACGCUCAAAUUACAACAAUCCCCUCGUCGAUCUCAUCACAAAGAUAAUAGGAAACGGAUUCACGUCGAAGGGCUCCAAUUUUUUUGACUUUCUGCAAGAUCAGUACAAUUUGCCCCGAGGCAUGAAGAACGGACGUUGUUUUUGGCCCCGCGGAAACGCCGUGGGGGGUACCAGUGUGAUUAACUACAUGAUCUACACCCGCGGCAGACCUCAAGAUUGGGAUCGAAUAGCUGCUGCCGGCAACAAUGGGUGGUCUUACAAUGACGUUCUGAAAUAUUACAAGAAAAUGGAAAAGGCCGAUUUGAAGGGUUACGAGAAAGCCUAUCACAGAGGUCGAGAUGGAGAAUUGCCCGUAGAGUUUGUUGCAAAAAAAACAAAACUCCUUAACGCCUUUUUAGAGGCCGGUAGGAUACUUGGACAUCCGACAGUUGAUUACAACGCUCCCGAAACGCUCGGAUUUGGAAAAGUUCAAGUGACUAUGAGCGGUGGUCGUAGACAGAGUGCAGCUAAAGCAUUUCUACAUACUCACAAGAACAGACCAAAUCUGCAUAUUAUACCCGAAAGUAGGGUGACAAAGGUUCUUAUUGAUCCUCAUACUAAAAUAGCUUACGGCAUUGAAUACAUACGGAAUAACGUUUUACGCAGUGUAACUGUUCGAAAAGAAGUUAUAUUAUCGGCGGGACCUAUUGCAUCCCCGCAGUUAUUAAUGCUGUCCGGAAUAGGGCCCAAGGAAAACUUAAAUUCGGUGGGCAUUAAUGUCAUUAAUGAUCUUCCAGUGGGCAAAACUCUAUACGACCAUAUUUGCUUCCCGGGACUUGUAUUUACGCUCAACGAAACAAAUAUAAGCUUCCUCGAAGCGAAGGCGACCAAUAUUCACUCAAUAACAGAAUGGCUAAGAAACGGAGAUAACGAAAUAUCAUCACCUGGUGGUGUGGAAGGAAUAGGUUAUAUCAAAACUCCUGUUUCCGAAGAUCCAGAGUUGGUGCCCGAUAUUGAGCUCAUAAGUAUUGGGGGUUCUAUCGUGUCAGACGGUGGACCGGGCGGGAGUAAAGCUGUUCGUAGAGGAAUGAGAAUUACAGAUGACGUCUUUGAUAGAGCUUUCGGAGCAAUAGAUGACACAGACACUUGGAGUGCGUUUCCAAUGCUGCUGAAACCAAAGUCUUUCGGUUAUCUCGAGUUAAAGGACAACAAUCCGUUCAGCCAUCCUAGACUUUACGGAAACUAUUUGACGGAUCCACGCGAUGUGGCCACAUUUGUAGCAGCAAUUCGGCACGUCCAGGCGUUGGCCAAGACGGCACCCUUCCAAAAGUUUGGGGCAAAGAUACACCAAGCAAAAUAUCCGGCGUGCCUCUCACUUCAAUUUGACUCCGACGAAUACUGGGAAUGUGCGGUGCGUACGCUAACUGCAACGUUACAUCACCAAGUGGCCACCUGUCGAAUGGGUCCAGAAGGGGAUCCCCUUGCAGUGGUAGAUCCCGAGUUGCGAGUACAUGGUAUGAAAAUGUUGCGUGUCGUUGACACGGGGAUUAUUCCGAGCCCAACGUCCGCUCACACUAAUGCACCUGGAAUGAUGAUAGAUGAUGAAGCGACGGUGGAGAUUGACGAAAGUCUGUUUGCUCAUCCCCAUUCGUGUGACCAACGCUGCGAGAAAGAAACGACAAGGAGGAAAAAAGACUUGAAUAGAGCUACUCCACCUGAAAACAGUUUGGUUAUAGAAGCGAUGUUGAAAACGCCGAUGCUGCUAAUGCAUCAGUCAGAUUCGGAUAUACUUUCAAUAUUGAGGGAUCGCUACGAUUUACCAAAAGGUUUUAAGACGCCUCUAGUGGAGUACGACUUUAUCGUAGUCGGUGCGGGAUCUGCUGGCAGCGUACUCGCCGCGCGACUGAGUGAGAGCAGGAAGGCCUCCGUUCUUCUGCUAGAAGCUGGGCAGGAGGAGUCUGUGUUCACUAGCGUGCCAGUGCUCGCACCGCUAUUUCAACGCACGGACUACGUUUGGCCUUACUUAAUGGAACACCAACCAGGCGUUUGCAUGGGGAUGGAAGACGAAAGAUGUUACUGGCCUCGAGGGAAGGCGGUGGGAGGCUCGAGUGUGGUCAACUACAUGAUCUACACGAGGGGCUUACCCGAGGACUGGAAUAGAAUCGCGGCUCAGGGAAAUUACGGCUGGUCCUACGAAGAAGUGCUGCCGUACUACAUAAAGACCGAACGCGCAAAUCUGAAAGGUCUAUCGGACUCACCGUGGCAUGGAAAGGACGGCGAACUCACUGUUGAAUAUGUCCCAUUUAGAUCGAAAUUAUCGAAGGCGCUCCUGGAUGCAGCGAAGUUGUUAGGGCAUCGGAGGGUCGACUACAACAGCCCGGAUGGAUUCGGUUUCAAUUACAUCCAAGCAACCAUGAAUCGAGGAAUUCGUAUGAGCAGCGCGAAAGCAUUCCUACAUAAUCACAAGAAUCGCAGAAACUUGCACAUACUGCCGAACAGUCGAGUGACAAAAGUAUUGAUAGACCCUAAUACAAAGACGGCGCAGGGUGUAGAAUUUUACAGGGACGGUCGUUUGUACGAAAUACGGGCAAAAAAAGAAGUCAUCCUAUCAGCGGGUCCCAUUGAGUCCCCACAUUUAUUAAUGCUAUCCGGCAUUGGUCCCAAAAUCCACUUAGAAUCGUUUGGUAUACAAGUAAUAAAGGAUUUGAAAGUCGGAGAGAGUCUGUAUGAUCACAUAUCCUUUCCCGCUUUAACGUUUACUCUCAACACUACUAGGUUGACCAUCGCAGAGAGAAACAUAGGUACAAUACAGAAUGCUAUGUCAUUGAUGCAAUUCGGCGAUGGCCCAAUGACAUCGCUUGCUGGCGUCGAAACAUUAGGUUACAUGAAAACGAGCGUAUCAGAUGAAGUUGGUGAAUAUCCGGACGUCGAAAUUUUGGGCGCGUGCGCCUCCCUGGCAACAGAUAAUGGUAAAUUCGUAGCGAAAGGUAUAAAAAUGGCCGAUUGGCUGUACAACGACGUGUACAGGCCAAUCGAAAAUAUCGAGAGUUUCACUGUCUUCAUGAUGCUCCUGCACCCGAAAUCGAAAGGUCACUUGAAACUUAAAUCGAAGGACCCUUUCGAGCAGCCGGCACUGAACGGCAACUACUUACAACACCCGAAGGACGUCGCAACAAUAAUAGCUGCCAUCAGGCACAUAGAAAAACUAGUAGGUACGACGCCCUUCCAAAAGUACGGAGCGACAAUCUACAAGAGAAAGUUCCCGAAUUGUAAGCAGUUCACGUUCGGUACAGACGCUUACUGGGAGUGCGCGGUGCGGACCGUCACUGCGACGUUGCAUCACCAAAUAGCAACCUGCAAAAUGGGCCCAACAACGGACCCUUACGCCGUCGUGGACCCAGAGUUGAGGGUAUACGGUGUGAGGAAUCUUCGUGUGGUGGACAGCAGCAUCAUACCGCAAACAACGGCGGCGCAUACCAAUGCCCCCGCUAUCAUGAUAGGAGAGAAAGGCGCUCAUAUGAUUAAGAGUACUUGGGGGAUUGAU